Messenger RNA from Scomber japonicus (chub mackerel), 1206 nucleotides. RefSeq lists its product as uncharacterized. The transcript has 8 exons. NCBI's taxonomy places the organism in Eukaryota, Metazoa, Chordata, Actinopteri, Scombriformes, Scombridae. The record is from RefSeq and is a predicted model, not a curated record. Bases 1 to 1206 code for a protein of 401 amino acids.
AUGCAGGUUAUUAGUGAUGAGCGUUCACUUUGGAUGUACACUCUGCUGUUUACUUCUCUACAACUUUGGGCAAGACUUUCAGCUUCCACUUCCUCUCCGUCCCUUCCAGCACCUACACUUGACAUCCAUUCGAGAACAAGAGACUCUGUGGACCUGAUUUGCAAGGCUCCAGGGGGCUACACUGGGGUUCAGUUCAUGCUGUACCAAUACAAGGACAAGGUUGACUCCCAGGAGCCGCUGUCUGGUGCCCAGCAAGCUAUCUUCAACAUCAGGGUAAAGGAAGGGGACCCACAUGAACUUUUCUGCUGUCUGUACAUGGACCAGCAGCACCGUUAUAGUAUGUUCAGUCCCUAUUUGCCGAUAGAGAACCUACAAGCUGCAACCCCUACUCGCUCCAUACCCUCUGUUCCCCCUCCAAGCCUGUCUGUGGAGCCUUCUGCUGGUGUGGUAAAACGUGGAGACAUGCUGUCCUUCAGCUGCUCUGUCCCUGCUACCAUACCCCAAUCUCAGUCCAGCUCUAAGAACAAACAAGUGUCCUUCUUUUUGCUGAAAACCACUAAGGGAACAGGGACAACAUCCAUCAUCUACCAGUCUCAGGCCGGCCUGGUGUCAAAUACCAAACCACAGCCAGGAGUCUUCAAUGUAGGGCCAGUGACAGGAGGAGACAGUGGCAAGUAUACCUGCAUCUACCAGAUCACCAAAAAAAGGGGAUUGGUCAAUUCAACUGUCAGUAACACAGUUCAAGUCACCAUCAAAGACAUGCUGCCAGCGCCCACCCUUGUUCUCCAGCAGCACACAGAAGUUUGGCAUUUGCUUUGUGUAGGGUCCCCUGCAUACCCCGGUGCUGAGUUUUCACUUUACCAGGCAGAUAAUGACUCUCCUGUUGCAAUACACUUAGCUAAAUGGCUCCACCAUAAGGCCACGUUCCCAGUGCCUGUCCAGGACACUUCAGUGGCUUCGUACCAAUGCCAGUACAGUGUCCGUCUAGGAGAGGAAUGGAGCUACUCUGAACGCAGUUACCCUUUGGCUUUAACUGGAGGGGUUCCCCCUCCAACAUCAACAGCUUUGUCAGGUGUAGAUUGGCCUCUUGCACUGGGCUCGUUCUCUGCUGCAGUCUUAUUCCUCAGCUCAGUGGCACUUGUGGUUAAGUUGGCAUGCAGGAAAGGUAACUCUGAAGGUAUUGCUCUGCACAGGCUAGAUAUGUGA